Lucilia sericata (common green bottle fly) is the source of this 8330-nucleotide messenger RNA. It is a transcript of the gene Piezo, whose product is annotated as piezo-type mechanosensitive ion channel component. NCBI's taxonomy places the organism in Eukaryota, Metazoa, Arthropoda, Insecta, Diptera, Calliphoridae. Gene Ontology annotation, biological process: detection of mechanical stimulus; cellular response to mechanical stimulus; regulation of membrane potential. Gene Ontology annotation, molecular function: monoatomic cation channel activity; mechanosensitive monoatomic ion channel activity. Gene Ontology annotation, cellular component: plasma membrane. The record is from RefSeq and is a predicted model, not a curated record. Bases 560 to 8047 code for a protein of 2495 amino acids. The transcript has 35 exons.
CUUCAAAGCGAGUGGAUGCUCGCGCGCGUGUUCUUAAAAAAAGAUAAUUUUAAUUAAAUAAAAAGAAAAUAAGAUACCAGUGUAAAUUUUGAUAUAGAAUAAAGAAUACAAAAUUAAUAAAGAAAAUUCCUAAUUAAAAAAUGUAUUAAUUAAAAAUAUCUAAUUUAUAAAAAAAUACUAAAUAAAUCAUAAUUAAUAUUACUGGAAUUGUAUAAAAAAAUAAUUAACUAGGAUAGUAAAGGAGUUGUUGCGGAUACAAGUUGGAAAGCGAUAGUAAAGGUGUUGUUGCGGAAACAAUUUGGAAGACGAUCGAGUUUUCUGUACUUAGGAAAAAAAAAUUCUAGAACAAGAACAGCAAAAAUCAAAACUAUGUUGAAUUUUUGGUUUCAAAGUGUUGCUGCUGCUGGUAUUUGCUAGAAUGACUGCUGAAUAUUAGGCAGCUUACUUUGUAAUUAAUACAGUAGUAAAUCCUGUCAAAUAAUUACAACGAGUAAUCUCUUCCAUUUUCUCCUAUAUACACCCACACAAAAACCACAAUAAUAAUAAUAACUCCAACACAAUGGCAUUCAGUUACGCCUGCCUUACACUGCAACGUGUAGUUUUACCAAUUAUUUUGGUAUUGGCUGCACUAUAUCGUCCUGUUGGUAUAUCAUUUGUGUACCUGUUGAUGUUUUUCAUUUCACCUUUUGUACCAGUGGCUACAAAAAAGAAUUUUAAAACAUCUGUUACACCGUAUUUUAUAAUUUUAAUAGCAUUAAGUACAAUUCUACUACUAUGUCACAUAGGUCUACAAGUAUCGAUAUUGGCCCUCGACAUUGGUGACAGUUUUGGCACAUGCACUGUCAUUGAACGUCUGCUGAGACACGUCGGCUUUAUUGGAUUUAAACAUCUAAAAGUUCUUGCUAUUAUCGAGUGGCUAAUACCCGAAGUUGUGGUUUUCAUUACUUCUUUGGUAGUCUAUUUGGUGACCAAAAAAAUCACCCAAAAAGUAGAGCUUUUAGUUGAAAAUGGCAAUGUUGAUGCAGGCGACAUUGAAGAAACACUUGAAGCUAGUGGUAGCGCUACAACUGCCGGUGAGUUAACAGCUGUCAAGGUUAAUAAUGAUUUAGCGCGUAAACCACAAGAAGACAAUGAUAAGCCAAAUUUUGAUGGUCUUAUUAAAAUCUCGCCCUUAUUCUGUUUGGCUACAUUAUUCUUUUCGGCUGUCCUUAGACCAAGUGUACCAGGUGGUUUUUAUUUUUUAAUAUUUCUACUAUCAGGAUCAUAUUGGGCAACUUUCCAAACAUUGCAAAGGAAAUUUGCCAUUUUGUUACGUUUAGUAAUGGUGGUGAUUGUGGCCCAUACCAUUUGUAUUGUGGCCUAUCAAACGCCUUGGAUGCAAGACCAUUUAGAUAAAACAAGUUUAACGGCAAGAUUAAUUGGUUUAGAGCCUCUUAUAACUUCAACGUGUGCCAACGAUAUCAGAAUUAUAGUUUAUGAUACACAAUUCAAAGCUGAUUCAUUCCUUAAUCCCAUAGUUUUAUUCUUUACUUAUUAUGCAUUAGCAUUGACCACCAAGAAUCUCAUCAAGGCUAGGGUAACAUUGCGCCGUGAACAACAACGUCCUCAAAUUAUAACUGAACCGACUGAAACGACGCCUCUUAUGCGUUCGGCUACACGUAAAACAACGACUACAACAACUGACAAUAAUAGUGGUAUAACACCACAACAACAGCAACCAAAUAAUGAUAAUAUACCUUUAAGUUCCAUGGAUGCUAAUCAAUCUGCCGAUGUUGAAUAUAAAUCCGGUAUAUGCGAUCAAAUAUGGUAUGGCAUAACCGGUAUUGGAGGAUUUAUCUAUCAAAAUAGUUAUAUAUUUACAAAUGUUUUAAUGAUGGCCUGGUCCAUUGUCUAUCACAGUUGGCUAACAUUUGUUUUACUAUUGUGGGCCAAUGUUUUAUGGAUGAUACCAAAUCAACGCAAAGCCAUGAUGCGUUCAAGUCCUUUUAUAGUAAUCUAUGGUGAAUUACUAUUAAUAGCUCAGUAUAUCUAUGGCAUGGAUCUCAAUAAUGAUGAAUUACCUUCCAAAGUAGAUAUAUCUGGCAUUAAUCUAAAACAAAUCGGUUUUGAACGUCCUCAGGAGAAUGGUAUGCAACCGUGCAUACCAUUGAUAGUUAAAACCUCAUUCCUACUUAUGUUUUGGGUCACCUUGAGACAGUUUUUCAAAGAAAAAACUGACAAGAGACGUGACAGUACACUGGCCGAUAUCUUUGCACCGCUACAACUUAGUGUUGGUCACUCUAUUGGUGAUCAAGGGCAAGUUGGUGGUAAAAAGACCUCCAAGUUCCUGAAGAAAAUGGGCAUUGUUAUAAAGAAUCUAUUAGUUAGAUUAUGGAUCUGGCUAUUGGUUUUGGUUAUAUUCUUAUGCGCCAUGACUGGUGAAAAAAUGACUGGUUUUCGUAUAUGCUAUAUGGCGUUGUUCCUAUUUUUCCUGCUCGUAUUUCAGUCUUCGUCGAAGGCGUGGGUUAAACUUAUGUAUGGAUUUUGGUUAUUCCUAAUCUUUUAUGCCAUGUCCAUAUUGAUAUUGAUUUACACCUAUCAAUUUGAUAAAUUCGAUAAAUAUUGGGAACAAUAUCUAAACAUCUCCACCACUUUACAAACCGAUAUCGGCUUGGAACGUUAUAAAACCAAAGAUUUAUUUUUGCACUUAGUCUCACCCACCAUUAUUGUCAUCUUAACCGUGAUACAAGUUCAUUAUUUCCAUAAACGUUUUAUUGCGUCUAUGAAUCAACCUACUGAAGUGGUUGAACGUGACUCGGAAGAGCGUGUUAGACAUAAAUCACGUACUACUUCUCGUGUUGCUGAAUCGGAGGGUUUGGAAUUUGUUGAAUCUGCUGGCAAUUUAAUAAGACUAUUUUUGAAACGUUGUCGUCAUAAGACUGAAGUAUUCUUUAAGCAUUUUAAGGGUGUCAUUUGGCGUCUAUUAGAAUUGCAUUGGAUUAAAGUUGUGUAUAUAACGGCAUUUGUUUGCGCUGUUAGUGAGGUAUCCCUUCUUCAUGUACCUUUCGUAGCCCUCUGUGUCGUAGGUGUCGUUUCUAAUGUACGCAUGAAUUUCUUCUUCAGUCGUCUUAUCUCUCUGGUUGUCACCAUUAUUGUGUUAUCGAAAAUGAUUUAUCAAAUCGCUUACCUAAAUCAUGCCAAAUAUGACUACAAAUGCCCCAGUGGUGAAGACGGUCAAUAUAAGGGUAACAACGCCGAAUGGUUUGGUCUCUAUAAAGCAAGUCCCGAGUUCGGUUUAAUGGGUCUUCUCAAGAGAUACAUUAUUUAUAUGGUCAUUGCAACUCUGCACGCUGUUAUAGCUCUAAGACAAUAUCAAAUGCGACGCUUAAAGGGCAUUCAAAAUGAUCCCCUGCCAAAGGUAGCAUUUCCGGGUAUUGGAAGAGAAGAUGCCGAAAAGAAAUUGGAGGGAAUGAUUAAAUAUUUAUUAAAUUAUGGUUUCUAUAAAUUUGGCUAUGAAACCUGUUUGGUGGCAUUGGUCUCAACAAUAACCUAUAGACAAGAUAUUGUAGCGGUGGCCUAUUCAGUGUGGUUGAUUCUAUUAUUGCUGUUUAAGCGAAAAAAGAAUGCUCAUAUAUGGGGCGUUUUACAAGUGUUCAUUUUGUCGUCGAUUCUAGUGCAAUAUGUGCUGCUAGUGGAAUUACCUCCUUCAAUGUGUGUUGAAUAUGUUUGGGUUAAUACCAAAUACUCCGAAGCUUUACAACGUUGGGCCAUGCUACCCGGUGAUCUUCACUAUGAUCAUACAAAAAAAUUAAUUUUUGAUUUUGUCCUGCUGCUGUUGGUGAAUCGCCAGAAACGUGUAUUCACUUUGGAAAAUAUCGCUGACUAUCCGGGUGGCAGCAAUAAAUCGGUUUUGAAAGAUAUUGCAAAUUUGGGCAAAGUUGAAUUUGAAAAUCCCACACAUGAUUUCCUUUCUCAUAUACGCAACUAUUUGGACAUCUUUAAGCAUGCUGUACUUUGUGGCUUUUAUUGGGUCACUUUAGCGGUUGUGUUCUUGGCCGGUACAAAUAUAUCGGACUUUUUAGCCAUUGGCUAUUUAAUUGGUGCAUUUAUGUUCCUGUGGGAGGGUUCUGAUUUCUAUCUACGACCCAUACGUUCCAUAACCACACGCUGGAAAUGGCUGUUGGCUUAUAAUGUGGCGAAUAUUGUUAUAAAGACUAGUUUACAAAUGGUGGGUUGUUUGUUUAUGGAUACAUUACAAAUGAAAUGCUGUUGGGCUGUCCAUUUGCUGGGCAUUAGUUGUAGCAGCAAAGAUGUUAUGUCAGAUUUAGCAGGAGAUCCUGCAAAUGAGUGUCCUGCCAUUACCGUACAAUCAGUUUUAUUAUGGGAUGCCAUUUGUUUUGCUUUCCUUAUCUUCCAAUUGAGAAUAUUUAAAUCACAUUAUUUCUGUCAUAUUAUAACGGAUACAAGAGCUAAUAAUAUUUUAGCCUCCAGAGGAGCGGAAAUUAUUGAACGUUUGAGACAAAAACAAAUUGAAAAACGUCAAGAUUAUGAGGAAGAAGUUUUACAUAAAAUCAAACGUAAAAUGGAAAAAAUAAGAGCUACACAACAGAAAAUGCUAAGACCUUUAGAGAAACCCACACAUUUCGAUGAACAUGGAAAUCCCGUUUAUGGCUCAAGACCUCAUAAAAGGAAAGAAAUUAAACUGCAUCCACAGGCUGUACGUGCGGGAGACUACUAUAUGUUUGAAGAUGUUGAUGAUAAAUUCGAAUUAGAAGUUAUAACCGAUUCUGAAGGCUUAUUCGAUACAGACAAUGAAAAUAUAACCGAUAGUGAAAUUAAAAUGAGUCGUCGCAAAACUUUAUAUGAUGAGAGUCAAAAACCUAAAAAUAUUAAAGAUGGUCAAACCGAUAUGGGUCCUUCAACUAGCAAGGCUGGAGAAAUACCUUCGAGAGCACAUACCAGUGAAGCAAAACAGAAAACCGAAGUGGAUAGCGGUGAUACUGGCGAUGAUUCUGAUGCUGAUUUCCAAGCAAAUCCUAUUAUACGUUUAAUGGAAGCCUUUUUAGUUUCUUUAACCAUACGUUUAAAUCGUUUUUCACGCAAUUAUCGUUAUGUGAAUAAGAUUUUAGCGGAGGAAAAGAAAGCUCUUAAGGAAUCGAAUAAUAUGUGUAACAUGUUUAAAGGACGUUUCAUUGCUAAAAAUGCAGCAUCAUUAUUUGCCAGUGAUGAAAGUGAAGAUGCCGCCGCUCCUUCAACAUCAUCUAAACGGAAUUCAAAUAAUGCACUUAAUAAUAUUACAAACAUACAAGAACCGCCACAAAACAAUCACAAUACUUAUGAACCUAUGCAAUCACCAAAUCCACAACUACCACUACCACCACUGCCAACAUCACAACCUCCACUACCUACCACAGCCACCACCUCCACCAUACAAUCAUCAUCCGAUAUACAACAGUAUAACGAUGAAGCCAUAGUUUCAUUAGAUGUCGUUGAUGCUAGAAGCAAAGAAAGUAUUGCGGAUCGUAAUAGUAAAAUUAUGCGAGGCACGGAAAUUGCCUUUGACGAUGAAGAUUUUACUGCACGCGAUCACAAUAUAAUUGUGGAGGUUUUAAUAUCAGCUUGGUAUGCUAUAUUAUCGAAUACUGAUUUGAUCUGUUAUAUAGUGGUGUUUAUAAAUCAAGUGGUAAAUGCAAGUUUAAUUUCAUUACCACUACCCUUAAUGGUCUUCCUUUGGGGCACUUUGUCAUUGCCACGGCCAACGAAAACUUUCUGGGUUACUUUGAUUGCUUAUACCCAGGCCAUAGUACUUAUCAAAUGUAUCUUCCAAUUCAAAUUAAUUUGGGUCAAUUACCAUUACAAUUUACCCAAUAAUCCUUUGGGUAUUGAGAAAUUGUUUGGUGUGGAAAUGUCUUCAGAUUAUGCCACCUAUGAUUUGUUAUUGCUAUUGGUGCUAUUUUUCCAUAGAUUCAUUUUGAAAUCUCAUGGUUUAUGGAAGAUUGAUAAUAAACCCAUUGAUAAAUACAGUGAAGAUGAUUAUGAUUCCAAGUCUACGUUGAAUGAUACUAAUGGUGAUGAAGAUGCCAAUUCUGAACGCCGUAACUCGGGCGGUUCCGAACGUAAUAGCGAACAACGUUUAACGGUAUCUCCCAAUGAUUUAGUUAAACGUGUGGAGAAUUUGCAGCGUAAUAAGUAUCUAUCUGGUUUAACGAAAUUUUUCCACAAUCUGGUACACAAAGCUCGUCUACCUACCGAUGUAUAUGCUCUCAUGUUCCUGUGUGAUUUUAUCAACUUCUUUGUAUUACUUUUCGGUUUUACAGCCUUUAGUUCUAAACAAGCUGAUGGUGGUGUUAAAACCUAUUUGGCAGAAAACAAAGUACCCAUUCCUUUUCUGAUUAUGUUGCUGGUACAAUUCGUUUUAAUUGUUAUCGAUCGUGCUCUGUACUUGCGCAAGGCUUUGGUUUAUAAAAUUAUAUUCCACUUUAUUUCGGUAGUGGGCAUACAUGUCUGGAUGUUCUUUAUUGUACCCGCUGUAACGGAAAGAAGUUUCUAUGCUUCCGCCCCACCCAUUAUAUUCUAUAUUAUAAAAUGUUUCUAUUUGCUGCUCUCAAGUUAUCAAAUUAAAUGUGGUUAUCCAAAUCGUAUAUUGGGUAAUUUCUUAACCAAGAGUUUUUCAAUGAUUAAUAUGAUUUCAUUUAAAAUUUACAUGCUUAUACCUUUCCUGUAUGAGUUGCGUACUAUUUUAGAUUGGCUAUGUACGGAUACCACAAUGACUUUAUUCGAUUGGUUGAAAAUGGAAGAUAUAUUUGCCAAUAUUUAUUCUAUUAAAUGUUUACGACAAAUGGAAACAGAUUUCCCCGCUGUAAGGGCUCAAAAGAAAGCCACAUUUAUGAAACUGUUAAUGGGCGGUUCGGCUAUACUACUCAUCGUUUUUGCUUUAUGGGGUCCUCUGACAUUGUUUGCUCUUUCCGGUGCUGUAGGACAAUCUAAUGUACCCACAGAAGUUAGAGUUUCUAUACGUAUUGGUUCAUACGAUCCCAUCUAUGUGGCUAGCACGCGCGAGAGUUCUUUUGUAUUCGACGACAGCAUGUUCUCUGCUAUGAAAAAUGCCUAUAUAAAGGAUAAGGAGGCGUUAUCAUUCUUAUUGAACUAUGAUGCUUCAGAUGUAGCGGCUAUAAAAUUGAAAAGGAAUUCACCCUCAAUGUGGAAUAUAGCACCACCAGAUAAGGCAAGAUUGUUGUCGGAAUUGGAAAGUAAUGUAACAUUGGUUGUACGUUUGUCCUAUGAGUUAACACGUACACCGCCGGUUAAAAAUCAAGUUGGCACUGUCGGCUCCGAAAUCACUUGGGAAAUGACGGGUGACUAUGCCGAUAGAAAGAAUUUAGAGAAUAUGAUUAGAACUGGUAAUGAAAAUGAUACGGAUGCCACCAUACCCAAUAUAGUGCCGAAAUUUAUAAAAGUUUUAAACUCUGGAGAUCCUACUUAUAUAUCUGCACUGAUACCUAAAGUUAAUAAUACAAAAUAUUCCGAUUUUACUAAUAUGAGUAUAUCCAUGAAUUCGGCGGGUAAUACUAGUUUAUGGUGGGAAAUAACAGACUAUUGUGGGGGAGAUGAUGCUGUAUCGACAUUACUGAAAAAAUUACCUCUUUACGAUUGUUCAUCAGGUAUUGUGUUUUAUACGUUUAACGAUAAGAAAUUCCCUUCAACAUGGACCUUCUUAACGGGAGGAGGUAUCAUCGGAUUGUACACCACAUUCGUGUUAUUGGCCUCCAGAUUUUUGAAGAAUUUCUUGGGUGGUCAAACGAGAAGAAUUAUGCAUGAAGAUUUGCCAAAUGUUGAUAGAGUCCUGCAACUGUGCCUUGAUAUUUAUUUGGUGAGAGAAGCUUUAGAAUUCAUGCUGGAAGAAGAUCUCUUUGCCAAAUUGAUCUUCUUGUACCGAUCACCGGAAACCAUGAUCAAAUGGACACGACCACGUGAAGAAAUUGCCGAUGAUGAGACCGAUAGUGAUUCGGUGCGUAGCCGUAUGAGUGGGCGACGUAAUGAUCAUCCACAACCAGCUAAUGUUCAAUAACCUUAACUGACUGUGUCUUAAAAUAGAAAGAAACAAAUUCAAUAUUUGAAAGCAAAUUUCCUGCAGAUAAAUUCUUAAAAAUAUUUUUUUACAUUUAAUCAACAAGAAGUACAAAAAUACUUCAAACUUCAUUCUUAAAAAAUUUUAAUUUUUCUUUUUUUUUUCAAAGUACACAAUCAAAACUUAAGAACUGCCUACGAAUUAUUAUUGUAUGAUUUGAUUAUGAAUAUUACUACUGUUACCAAUUAAUUAAUUAAUUAUUGUGGAUAUUAUUUAUGUAUAA